AUCCUGCUGCCGGCCUUCCUAGAUUAUUGUUAUUAUUAUUAUAUUGUUAGAGCCCAGCUACCGUCUCUUUUGGCAUUAAUAUCGGCCACAAUCGACAGCGAUAAGGCCAAGCCCUUUUUAGUGUCUCUGUUUAAUUUAUUUCCGGUGACGGUGACAAAUGUCAACCCCUGCUAGAAGGCGUCUGAUGAGAGACUUUAAAAGGCUCCAAGAGGAUCCUCCUGCUGGGGUGAGUGGAGCACCCUCUGAGAACAACAUAAUGGUGUGGAAUGCAGUAAUAUUUGGACCUGAGGGAACCCCAUUUGAAGAUGGGACUUUUAAACUAACGAUAGAAUUUACAGAAGAGUAUCCCAAUAAACCACCUACAGUUAGAUUUGUGUCCAAAAUGUUUCAUCCAAAUGUAUACGCUGAUGGUAGUAUAUGUUUGGACAUUCUUCAAAACCGUUGGAGUCCUACUUAUGAUGUGUCCUCAAUUUUAACUUCCAUACAGUCAUUGCUGGAUGAACCAAAUCCAAACAGCCCUGCAAACAGCCAGGCGGCUCAGCUGUACCAGGAAAACAAACGGGAAUACGAAAAGAGGGUUUCUGCAAUUGUAGAACAGAGCUGGCGUGACUGUUGACCCUGGCCCUAGUUUAUGAACACUCUGAUCAGGAGGAAAAUAUAUAUGAAGUGUUUUGAGUGAUCUUCCUGUUAACUAGAAUCUUUACAUUUACAUUGUUGACCGCAAAAUGGCUAUUGUGCUGUCACCGCUCUCCUUAGCCCCAGCUGAUGCUUUCCCCUUGGACACCCAAGAGCAUUCGUGUUGAAAUCAAAUGUACUAAAUGUGGGUUACUUGCAAAACAAAAUCUUCUAUUUUUAUUUUUUAAAGCAGUUCACCUCAGACCUUCACCACUCAAUAUUAUAUUGUCUGUCAUAACAUCAGAUGAUGCCGCUGUAUAUUGAAAAAAGGGAUAAAUGUAUUGUAUUUAUAUAAAAACAAAGUGCAUUUUGGCAAAAUAGUGAGUAUGAGCUGCUGGAGUUAAAUCUUUUAUAUUUGGUUUUAGUCUGACAAAAGUGCAUUGCAUAAAAGUGUGACUGUACUAUAUACGUUUUCUAUUUUAAAUUCAACAUUGCUUAUCUAAGGAAUUGCCGAAUAAGGGAGAAAAAAAGUGAUCCUUGUUUAGUAUAGACUGGUAUGGUCCUUUUGGAAAUGAGUGAGAAAGUGUACAGGUCAUGCCAUUAAUGGCCAAACUAAUUGAGAAAAUAUUGCACUGAGGUCAUUUCUUAUCGGCAUGCAUGGGGUCUCCUUGUUCUGUAAAACGCAUCUCAUUCUGUUAGCCUGUAAAGGUAUCAACUCAAGCAAGUGGAGAAAAUGCUAUGAAUAAAGAAAACAUUUAGCAGUGAUACAGUGCCUGGAAUUAUAAAUGUAAGGAAAGUGGCAACAAGCUGGUAGCUAGUGCUUUAGACACCAACCAGUACUACAUUUUUGAUCAUUAUGUAAUACAAAUGAAGGCCAAUCUGAAUGUUUCUUGGGGGGUUUUUCAUAGCGAAGGUUUAUGCAGGUCUUUUGCUACGUGAGGCGUGAAGCACAUUAGCUUCUAACAGUGUGAAACAGACUUGGUGGACACAGUUUGGCAAUGGCAAACCCUCUUUUUGGGUUUGGAAGCUUGAUUAAAACUCAAGGGUGCUACUUUGUUGUUUUUUGUUUUGCAUCAGCGACUAAUAGUGUUUCACUUCCUUUGUUUGCUGGAUGGGAUUAACAGUUUCAGUUAAUGUAGUUAUGGUCAACAGCUAACACUGACUUAUUUUGUUUUUGCACAAACAUUUUUAGGUUGUGUUUUCCACAAGUAACCCAUGUAAAACUGUACAUUUAUUCUGAACUUGUAAAUAAACAUAUAACCUACUUAAGUUCCUAUGUAAAUAGA
Molecule: messenger RNA, 1901 nt
Organism: Xenopus tropicalis (tropical clawed frog)
Lineage: Eukaryota; Metazoa; Chordata; Amphibia; Anura; Pipidae
Gene: ube2a
Product: ubiquitin conjugating enzyme E2 A
Exons: 6
Coding region: 158-616 (152 amino acids)
Molecular function (GO): ubiquitin conjugating enzyme activity; ligase activity
Source: RefSeq, marked provisional